UUCAUUCAAGCAAGCUCACGAAAUAUAAUAUGGAAUAGCUGAAUAUCAAUUAAGUCCUAUGUUUUUCCAUUUCUAUUUUCGAGUGAAAUUGAGUCACCUGCUACAGCUUUUGCUGACUGGGUCAGCAUGGAGCUGCAGGAGACUUCAUGGAUGCGCCUUGAAAAACUUGUUUUCAAAGAGCGCGGCAGGACGGAGGCGAUAAUUGAGAACAAAAUGGAGGAGUUGCACUCCAGUAUAUUAUCAGAGGUGGAGUUGAAGUUGAGCUCCUUCAAGAGGAUGGUCAUUGAGCAGGAGCGACGGGCAGGGCCUGAGUUCAGUAGCCUGGGCCACAUUAGCUGGGCCAUGUCUCUUGAUGAUCAAGCCAAACUGAGGCGCUGGCAAAGAGAGGAGGAGGAAUUGAGAUGGAUGAGGAUGCAGCAGAUGAGGCCAGCGCAAAAGCAGGCGUGGAGCCCUCAGUCGAGGGUGGAAGUGAAGCCCAGUGACACUGAGGCCCGACUGAGAGAAGAGAUGGCUGCAAGAGAGCAGCAGGAGCUAAAAGCCAGAAUGAAGGCACUGGAAGACAACUUGAAAUUAAUGGAGGACUUCAGGAGGGAUAUGAAGGACCUUAUGGCAAAGACGAAGGAGAAGGAGAGAUGGGAGGUCGAGAGAGAGAAAGCUCUUGAGGAGGAACGGAAAAGAGUUGAGAGAGAAAAACAGGAAAAAGAAAAAGAAGAGUCUAGGAAAGAGAUGGAGAGGGAGGCAAAGAUUCAGGAAAAGAAACUAGAGGAGAUGAAACAGUGUGAGAUUGAACUCAAACAAAAAGAAGAGGAAGCCAGGAAAUCACUUCUGAAAGAAAUGGCUGAUUUAGAUCGAAGGGAAAUUGAAGCAGAGAGACUACUAAUGGAGGCGGAGAAAAAACGACUGGAAAGGGAGAAAAGGGUCUUGAAGCAGAGGGUAGACCAUCUUCAGAGGAAUGAGGGGAAAAUGGCCUGGGAGCAUGAGACAGAGAGGAAGAGACUGGAAAGGGAGAUGAGGGACCUCAAACAGAAAGUGGAGGACCUUCAGGCGACCAAUGAGGCCAGGGAGGAGUAUGAGGCUCGGAAAGAGAAACAGAACUUUGAGAGGGCCAAGAGAGGGCAGACGGAGAUGAAAAUGCAGAGAGAAAAAAACAAAGAAAGGAAGAAAACGAAGGAUGAGGUCACUCAACAUAACUGUGUGAAAGCUGAAGACUCUGAUGACAACUGCUCUGAGGAUUCAGGGACAGACGCCUCUGAUGACAGUUACUCUGAGGAUUCAUCUACAGAAGGCGGUAAAGAGCAAAGGCCAGAGGUCACUACCGUCAGUGCUACUGCCAUCAACACUGCUGUGGUUCGCAAGCCAAAGAAGACAACUUUACGGCAGAAGCCAGAAGAUGUGUCUCGUGUGCAACUUGUGAAGAAUACAGGCCAAAAACAAAGUGCUCAGGAGGAGGAUGAAGACAAUUCUGAUGAUAGCCAUGAGGAGCAGCCUAGUCCUAGACCUAGUGGCACCAAGACUGCUGUGGCCCACAAAGCUGAAAUGCUGACUUCACCACAGCAAAAGCCAGCGGAUGUGUCUCAUGUGCCACCUGUGAAAAGCACAGCUAAAAAGGCUAAAAAACGUGCACCUGCAAAGGAGAAAUCUGAUAAAGACUCUUCUGAUGGCAGCGAUGAGGAGCAGCCUAGUCCUUGUGGCACCAAGACUGCUGUGACCCAGAAAGUUGAAAUGGUGACUACACCUCUACAAAAGCCAGUGAAUGUGUCUCGUGUGCCAGUGGAGGGCAGUGCAGCAAAAAAAGAAUGUGCUACUUCUCAGGAGGAAGACGAGAGCUCUCCUUGGGACAGCGAUGAUGAGGCACAUCCCAUUCGUAAUGGUACCAAGACUACCAUGGCCCCCAAUCCUCAAACCACAUCUAAAUCAGAAGAUGAACCUCGAGUGCCACCUGUGAACACUGCAGGCAAAAAACAAAGUGUGAUUGCUCAGGAGGAAGACGAGAGCUCUCCUUGGGAUAGCGAUGAGGCACAGCCCAUUCGUAGUGGUACCAAGACUGCCACGCCCCCCAAUCCAAGCAAAAAACAAAGUGUGAUUGCUCAUCCCAGUGGCAGCAAGACUCCCAUCACUAGCCAGAGCAAGCCUGUGGGAGCCCCACACAUUCAGAAAGCACCUGUACCUGUGCAGCAGCACGCUAAUGUCAGCAGUGGUCCUAUGAAAGGAAACACAGGUGCCAUUGAGAAACCAGUCAAGGCUUUGACUGAUAAGGAGCUGUUUGAAUUAGAACUCCGGCAGUUUGAAAAAGAGCUCAGAGGUAACUCCAGCAACAAAAAAACUGUUGUGGCCUCAAACACUCAGAAAGCAGCCGUGCCUGCUAAAAACACAUUUGUUAGCAGUGUGCCCAUGAAACAAACUGCCAGUGUCAAGAAACCAGUCAAGGCUUUGACUGACGAUGACCUGUUUGAUUUAGAACUCGAGCGACUUGACAAAGAGCUGAACUCCAGCUCCAGCAACAAAAAACCAUCCAUGGCCACAUCCACCCAGAAGGCAUCAAUGGUUGGCAUGAAUGGUAACCACAGGGUAACCUCCUCCACUACAAACAAUAAGAGUUGGGGAGAUACUCAGAAGGCCAGCACAUCCAUGAAACAAGGCAGUGUGCACAGCAUGCUGGUUGAGAAAAAUACAUAUGGCAAGGCACCAGCAAGUGACAUCUUCGAUCCCUGGUCUGAUGAAGAGGACCAUUCCCUGGCAAAGACUCAAACACAGAGAAAGACCACUGCACUCUCACAUAUGGACAAGGUGGACACAUUUGCCAUGGAAAGGGAGUUGGAGAGACUAAUGAAUGAUCAGUCUACCACAGCCCCAAAGAAGUGGGGACAUCAAGAUGUUAAAAAGCCUCAGGCACUGCUAAAGAAUACUGUACCCACAAAUCUAGAUGAAGUGGACACCUUUGCCAUCGAAAGAGAGUUAGAGAGACUGAACAAUGAAGGGUCUAAGCAAAAUGAAAAAGAGGCUUUUGAGAGGAGAGCCAACGAACUCCUCGAAAGACGAAGGAGUACAUCAGGUAGUAGCCUAACAGGUGUGCAUGCAAGCAGCAGCUUCACAAGUGCAGGUAGCAGCCUAACCGGUAUGAAUGCUAGCAGCAGCUUCACAGGUGCACGGGCAGGCAGUAGCCUGACCAGUGUCAGGACGGGCAGUAGCCUUGGUGGAACCCCAGGACAAUCAAAUACCAACCUAGGCCUUAAGCAGCCUGCCUAUACGAAAUACCUUAAUCGAGACAGGUGA
Engraulis encrasicolus (European anchovy) is the source of this 3273-nucleotide messenger RNA. Its product is annotated as trichohyalin-like. The coding region runs from base 127 to 3273 and encodes 1048 amino acids. The transcript has 3 exons. The record is from RefSeq and is a predicted model, not a curated record. NCBI's taxonomy places the organism in Eukaryota, Metazoa, Chordata, Actinopteri, Clupeiformes, Engraulidae.